AUGCUGCUUAAUCUAAACAAAUCAAAAAGUAAAUUAUAAAAAGAACCAUAGCUUUUCAAUCAAAUACGUGGUGCAAAUGACAUUCAAGGCUACAUUCAAGAUUCAGACACCGAUAGAACGAGUGUAGAAUUCAAUGAUAGAAGCGACGCAGAAUAAAAUUAAAGAUCAAAUCAAGAACACUAACCAGUAAUCUUGACAACAUUCCAAGAACUCUUUAAAGUUUUUAAUGCGAAAUUGGAAGAUGGUCAGUAUUUCAAACACAAGGGAAAGUCAUAUUAAUUAAGUAAGGAGUCUAUUGAGUUUAUGGGGCUCAGAGCAGUGGAAAAUUAAUAAUUGGGACAGACUACUGAUCAAAAUUUUUUCUAAAACAGAAAACAAAAGAGAAGUUCUUCCAAUGUAAACAGAGAUACAUUUUAGUCACCAUCUCCAUAUCAAGGAAUGCCUAUCUAAUAGCAAUUUUCUAAUUAAUACAGUAUGUUUCCCAUAAUCCCUGGGAUGAUGCAUAUGGGAGGAAGUUACUAUCAACCCUCACACCCAUUUUAACAAAAUAGUGAACUCUAAUAUCGUCUGUACUAAUAAUAGUCAUUGCAAUAAUAUCCAGUUCCAAGAGUUAUUAGUGAUUUUUCUGCUUCACAUAAUUAGAAUAGAUUGGCGAAUUAGCAAUUAGUUUAAACAGUAUAAGAUGUUCACCUUGCAUAUUUAUUUGCCUCUCCUUUAGUACUUGAGACUUCAGAGAGCAACUAUCAUGAUAUGCUAGACCCCAUUGGAUUCAAAGAGGAAUUCGAAUAAAUACUCAUGAAGCUUGAAACUCAAUAGCUUGCUUUUAGAUAUCGCUAUAUGGUCGCUAAUGACUCAAAUCUUAGAGAAUGCCUUAAUGAUAAUCCAUUAGGUCUUCAUUUUGUUGGACAUGGCUUCUAAAAUAUUGACGUUGCUUCAUUUAUGAUGGAUAAAAAAGGCUGGAUAUAAAAUAGAGGCAAAGGAGACAUGUUGAUCUUCGAAAAAGAAGAUGGAUCUUCAUCAUACUAUACCGAGACAGAUCUCAAGAAACUUUUACUUGAAACAUACUCCCAUCAGAAACUUGAAUUUGUUGUGGUAGCUAGUUGUCACUCUGAACAAGUUGGUAAAAUAUUCUAGAAUUGUGGAGCUAAACAUGUUAUUUGCAUUGAUCAAAAAACGAUUCUAUAAGAUGAAGCUGCAAUUGAAUUUUCAAAGACAUUUUAUAAUAAUUUAUUUGGCUCCAGUCAUAGUAUUUGUAAGGCAUUUAUAUCAGCCAGAGAUCAUAUAGCCAAAUAAAUAUCUAAAUUAGAGAGUGAAAAAUACAAACUACUAAUUUCAGAUGAGCAUCCACCUAAUAAAUGCAAAAUGAAUGAUAUUAGAAGGAGACUUGUUCCAGGUUAAGUAUAAUAUAAAGGUGUGACUCCGAAAAUUCUAAAGUUACCAACUAAAGUAACCCCAUUCAUCUCAAGAAACAUGGAUAUGUUUGACGUAGUCAAAACUUUAAGUGAAUGCAACAUAGUAUAAGUAUUUGGAAUGCCUGGACUCGGUAAGUCCAGUCUAUUGAAAAACGUUUCUAAUUAUAUCGGUGAAAGAAACUUUUAUAGGGAUGGGCUUUUGUACAUUAAUUUUUAAACAAUCAAAACCUUCUAAGAGGCAUUAGCUUUGAUAAUGCAAAAUUUUGAAGAUAAUACUGAUCCUUAUUAUAAAAUGAAUAAGAUUGACUUCUAAUUCAACUAAUCAUUUAGAAAGCAAGAAAAAUCCAGAUUACUAAAGUAGAUUUACAAAAAAUUUUAAAGAUUUAAAAAGGGACUAUUGCUUGUGUUAGAUAACAUAGAUGAUAUUGCUGUUGAUUAUUAAAAUGAUAUAGUUAAUUUAUUGACAAACAUCGUAUAGGACUCGACUAACUCAAUUAAAAUCUUAUUUAGUUCAAGUGUCUUCUUUGAACAAUUGGAAAAUUACAAAGUUAAGAAAUUGAGAGGUCUAAGCCAAUAACAUUCAGUAGAACUGUUUUUGACUAAAAUACCACUUUAAAACGAAGAUUUAAAUUAAUUCUUAAGCUGGGAGAGAAUUGUUGAGCUGCAUAAAUUUACAGUUGAAAAAUUUGGAGAGGGAAAUGUUAAAGUUGCUCUUUGCAAAAUUCGUAAUCACACUAGAAAAUGCGUAGUAGAAUAUCUUGUUCAGCAUCCAUUAUUCAAUCUACUAGGAGGCUAGCCAUUGUCAAUAUCUCUUAUAGCACCAUUAUCUCUUAAAUUCAGCCUUAAAGAAAUAUAUUAGCAAUUAGUUGAGUUGCCCAUCAUCAAUGUAUUUAAAGGAAAAAUAAAAGAGGAUGCUCUUAUCUUGUCUUUAGAAUUUUCAAUAAAAAUAUUGAAUGAUUCGUAUGAAAAAGCAGUUGAGCUAUUUUAUCUGAUAGGUAUUACUAAAGAAGGACUCUUUGAGGAUGAUUUAGACUAACUUUUUGAAGAUGAUGAUACCUAGAAAAAACUUUAGUCACUUAUUGAGCUCUCACUCAUAUAGUUUGAAACUUUCGAUAAAGCUGGAAAGGUAAAGCGUUUUAAAGUGACCCCAUUUAUCGAUAAAUAUGUAGAGUAAAAACUUGAGUAAAAAUCAAAGAGAGAUUUACAUAUAUUCUUAGCUAUUUACUACACCAACAAAUUAAGGAGCUUGAAAAAAGAGUUUUCAAAGAACUAAGACUAAAAAUUAUUGAGUCAAUAACUAUCAAAGUAUGAGUAAAACAUUGUUUACUGCAUGAAGGAGCUUUUUAAUAUGGACUACAAGAGGAAUACAUUACUCACUCCGUCAAAGUAAUCUUAAUCUUAGCGAAAUAGUCCAGUUAGACAAAGAAACCCAUAGAAACUUGUUGAUAAGAAUAUGCUAGAUAUUGGUAAUGCUACUUUAAAGAUGAAAGACAGUUCUGGAAAGACAAGAAUUGUUACAACAAAAGCAAAGAAACAUCAUGGACACACUCCUACAUUAUAAUUUGGAACACUUGGAGAAGAAGAAAAGAUUGAUAAAAAUUUUGAAGAGGCAUUUGAAAGAAGAAAAUUAAGUGUUAAUUAGUUUUCAGCUAAUAAUCUUAGAGCCAGUGACAAAAGUCCUUAUCAAGAAUUCCGUGAAAGGGAUGGAUACUACUAAUCAGCUCAGAAUGAAUCUUCAUCUGACUAUGUAACAGAUAAUAAUUAGAGAGUUAGAAAUCAUACUCCUAUGAGAGACUUUAAGAUAAGAUAAUCUAGUAACAUGAGAUAUUAAGAUCAGAAAAAAGAUCAAGAAUAAAAAAUACAAACAAUUCAGCAGGACUCACGUAGUACUAGAAAGCAAAGAAACUUUCCAGAAUCUCUAGAAAUCAAAUUUACUAGUAAUAGAGUAAUUAAAAAUUUCAAAAAUAGUGAUACAAAUCUUGAUACUUUGAAUCUAUUGCCAAAAUAACAACAGCAAAGUAAUAUUUCUGACAACGAUUCUGAAAACAGUGCAGCCUCUUAGAAUAAAGGAGAUGAAAACAAAUUUAGAGUUGGGGAGAAAAAGCUUUAUAUGAGAUAACUAAACAAGUUAUAGUAGCUAGAUAAAUAGUAAAUAAGCAAGAACAGAUUUGAUUAAUUAGUUAAAUCUCUGACUUUAAGACUAGGUAAGACUUAGAAAGACGAUUUUGAGCUCAUCAAGAGGGGAGGUCUUAAUUUUUAAGAUCCAUUGGAGGAAUAACUCUCCUAACUUAAAGAAUAUGAGCAUUUAUGCUUUCAUUAUGUAUCUAUUCUUACCCUUCUUGAUCAUAGAUGCUAAGAGGUGCCCAAAAUAAUAUAUUCGAAUGAAAAUUGUAGUGCUGCUUAGGACAAGAAUGAAUUGAUAAUACCAAUGAAUAACAAACUUCUUUAAGCAAACUUAAAGAUGGCUUACAUUUAUUAUCUAUUGUGUGAAAACAAAUAUGAUGCUGUGAAUGGUGAAAAUCUAGAACUAUAUUCUUUAUUCUAGGAUAUCAACUGCCCAUUAGGUGAAGGUAUAUCACUUUACCUAAAAGCUAAAUAUUUAUAAAAAAUGAAAAGAAAGAAUGCCUAUUAAAAGGCCGAAAAAUAUGUAUUAAAAAGCGCAGCAAAGUUUGAGCAAUGCCAAGAUUUGGAUGGCUUAUAUUAAUGUGUGAAGCUUCUUGAAAAGAUCAAGAAAGAUCAUCCUUAGAUAGUAUAAUUGGGAAAAAAGAUGAUUGAAAUUAAGGCGUAAAUGAAGGAAGAAAAUAAGGAAAUUUAAGACGAGAGAUUGGAACUUGACAGAAAAGCUUAGAGAGACUAGAGUGAAGAUAAAGUUAGAAACUUACUCUUGAAUGUGAUCGAAUACUCUUUUCUAAAAAAGAAAAUUACAAAUCCAAAUGACAAUGGUGGCAUUUCCAGUGUUUAGGAGUAGAAAAUUGGGAAUAACUACACUGGCACCCAAAGUCUCGAGAUCAAAAUUGGAAAUUUUAGAGGACCCUCUGCAACUCCAAAGAUACUUACUAAGAGUAAAAUAUCUAAUUUCAAUCAGCCAAGAACAGCAUUCAAGGGUGAUCAGGAUGAGGAAGCAAUAUGA
This is a messenger RNA of Stylonychia lemnae, 4542 nucleotides long. The record is from the annotation of a GenBank genome assembly. Lineage: Eukaryota; Ciliophora; Spirotrichea; Sporadotrichida; Oxytrichidae.